GAAUUUUGGACGCGGCCGCGGGUCUGUUGAUUUUAGCUGGUGAUGGUUUUAGCUCGCAUUAAAUGAGCAGUUUGUCUUAAAGCACGAUAUUUUUAGAGACGAUUAAUGCUGGAAUAAGAGCGGAGACAGGAAGUGAGAAACAGAAACUAAUUCUUAGGUAUUUUUAAACAAGGCUAGCUCCGUGAUAUCACUUUUGCCAAAAAUAAGCUAGCUAGUUUAGCUUGUAACACUAACCGAGCGGCUAGCUGUGUCAGAUUUCAGCGCUCGUGAUUCACAUCAAGAUUAAUGUUAACAUCUUGACGUCAGACUCUAAUAAUAAUAAUAAUUAUAAUAAUAAAUACCUAAAUAAAACAGCGCACUCAGUAGAACAGUGAAAGCUUUAAACAAGGUCUGGUCCGAUUCUGUCGGCUGAUAUCGUGACGUCAUCGGUUCCGGUACUCAGUGAUAUCACGGUUCGGCGAUGUCGAAGGUGGAGCGACUGAAUGCUCGGGUGAGCAAGCUGCUGAUGGCGGCGGUGCAGGAGGUGCUGGAGGCCGUGAGGGAGACGGUGUCGGAGUAUCAGGAGAAAACGGCGCGGACGCAGAGGGAGAACGAGAGGCUGCGGCGGCGGUUACAGGAGCUUCAGGAGCUCACGAGCAGCCGGCACGCCGGUGCAGAGGAAACCGUCGGCCGUAACGCGGCGAAACAAACCGACUCUGAGUGUUUACUCAGCGGACGAGAAGACGCCGAGUUCAAGCGGGAAACAGGAGAUGCCCAGAGAAACCCGGGGGCUCCUCACAUCACGCAUUCAUCUCAACCUCGCCUCGAUGCUUCAGAGCCGAAAGUCCAGACGUCUACGUCGCAACCGAGCAUCCGAGCUAGGACUUCAGGAUCGGACUACGCCGCGCCGCCUGAACAGACAGAUCACCUCCCUCCUGAUUUCACCCCGAGCAUGAUCAAAACCGAGGCAGAACCCGAGGAGUAUCAAGACUACGCGUCGCAGGCUUUACUUUACCACCCGGACCCGAUGACGACGCAGAGCACGCCGUCGUCCUGCGCCGUCGUCCCGUUCGCGCUCAACGGCUCCCUGCAGAGACUCAUGACCGAAGACAUGGAGCAGAUCGGAGCUGUUUUAGACGGCGCAGACGCCAGACGAGAUGAGUUCUUGAACGAUCUGUUGUACCGGAAGACGGGGUGUGGCUUCCACGUGCGGCGGGCGGAGAAGCGAUUCUGCUGCACGCUCUGCGGCCGCACAUUCAGCCACGCCGGUGACUUUAAGAAGCACAAGCGCGUGCACACGGGCGAGAAGCCGUACCUGUGCACGCUGUGCGGGAAACGCUUCAGCCAGUCAGGGUACCUGAAGAUCCAUCAGCGCUACCACACGGGAGAGAAACCGUACGCCUGCAGCAUGUGCGGGAAACGCUUCAGCCACUCCAGCAACUACAAAAAACACCAGCAGACUCACGUCGCUUAAAGUCCGCGAGUGUGGACUUGGACUCGUACAUCAUGCGAGAGUGGAAUGCUGUAUGGUGUGAAGAUUUCCUCACAGAUCACGUGAUUGUAACCACAACGUGAAAAAUACUGAAAUUUUAGGAGAUUUUAUAACAAAAUCUAUUAAAAAUAAAAUUUAAAAAAAUUA
Molecule: messenger RNA, 1618 nt
Organism: Clarias gariepinus (North African catfish)
Lineage: Eukaryota; Metazoa; Chordata; Actinopteri; Siluriformes; Clariidae
Product: zinc finger protein 135-like
Exons: 2
Coding region: 461-1453 (330 amino acids)
Source: RefSeq, a predicted model, not a curated record